Molecule: messenger RNA, 2194 nt
Organism: Nerophis lumbriciformis (worm pipefish)
Lineage: Eukaryota; Metazoa; Chordata; Actinopteri; Syngnathiformes; Syngnathidae
Gene: nectin3a
Product: nectin cell adhesion molecule 3a
Biological process (GO): heterophilic cell-cell adhesion; homophilic cell-cell adhesion
Cellular component (GO): adherens junction; apical junction complex
Source: RefSeq, a predicted model, not a curated record
GUGAGCAGCACAGAAAGUGGUACAGCCCAUGUGGAGGCAGGAAGCCUGCGAGUGAGAGGCAGUCAGUCAGUCUUGCUGGGACACUCACUCAUACAACACAGUCCACUCCUCGGAAACAUGGAGAGAGAACCGUCGCUCGGACUGCGACUUUUCACAGCGCUCGUCGUCUUUUACGGACUCACCGGUGUGUCCAGUAACCUGGUGGUGGUCCCUGACAAAACGGACGCUGUGCUGGGCAAGAACAUUACACUGAGCUGCAGGAUCGAGGCGCCCCCUGACCUCAUCCUCAUCCAGAGCUCCUGGGAGCGUCAACUCCCUUCAGGCAAAGCGAUCUUGGCCGUGUUCCACAAAGAGUUUGGAACGUCCAUCUCUGCGGACUACGCCAGGCGCAUCUCGUUUGUUUCCCCCUCUGUCCACGAUGCCAGCAUUACCCUUGAAGGAGUCGACAUUGCGGAUAUCGGCUUGUACACCUGCAAAGUGUCGACAUUUCCGCUGGGAAAUUCCCAAGCGUCCACCAACGUCAACGUAUUAGUGGAGCCGAAGGUGUACGUCUCGGCCGGCUCCGCCACCCUGCUGGACGGCGAGAGCGAGUCGCUGGUGGCCACCUGCAUCGCCGAUCACGGCCGCCCCGCCGCCGAGGUCUCCUGGGAGACCGAUCUGCACGGGACAGUGGAGAGGGAGAGUCGCAACGAGACCGACAGCACCACCAGCGUGCACGUGCACUACCUGUGGCAGCCGAAAAUCUACGCACAAGGGAAGACGCUCAUGUGCGUCGUGCACCACCCAGCCCUGCAGACGGAGUUCCGUAUCCCCUACACGCUCAAUAUUCAAUUUGCACCGAUGGUCUCAAUAAGAGAAGUGGAGAGAAACUGGUAUGCCGGGCAAGCAAAUGUGAGGUUCAUCUGUGACAGCCAGGCCAAUCCCCCUGCCCGUCUGUACACGUGGGUCAGGUUGGAUGGGUCCAUGCCUGACGGCGUUGAGAUCGUAAGCAACGUGUUCACGUUCAUGCGGCCGCUGCAGCUCAACGACUCCGGGGUGUAUCGAUGCGAAGUGACCAAUGACGUCGGCCUCCGCAGCAAGGACGUGUCCCUGUGGGUGCAAGAGCCCCCGUCCACCACGGCCAGCCCCAUCACCACCACGACGCCACACCACAUCUUCGGACUCGGCACCUCCUCGACCCUGGCCUCUUUGCCGGACAGCACCCUGGGCACUAUCAUUGGCGGGGCCGUGGGCGGCGUGCUCGUCCUGGUCCUGGUCCUGAUCCUGGCCGCAGCCUGCUUCAUGCGCCAGCGCCGCACCUUUCGGGGCGACUACUACACCAAGCAGUACCUGGGACCCUCGGACAUGCAGAAGGAGUCUCAGCUGGACGUGCUGCAGCCGCACGAGCUGCAGGAAGUGUACGGCGACAAGGCCAGCAAAGGCAGCCAGGAUCUGAAACCCAAACUGGGCGGGGACAUCAUUUACCCCGACUACGUCCCGCAGAGCAAGGAUAGGAACGACUGGGCCGACCGGGAGGGGGACUACUACCCCGAUCACUACCACGGCCAGAACAUGCACCCCUGCGGGCCUCCGGUAGCGAACGGCUCGCCAUACAUCCCGGAGGACUGCUACAACAAUUGCACAGACGGCGACUACGUCUCCCACUUGGACGGAUCCGUCAUCUCGCGGCGGGAGUGGUACGUCUGAGGACGUGAUCAAGAGACAGAAGGACUGGCAACCACUUCCCUUUAAGGACGCCUUUGCUGCAGACAAGCCAGGACGCCUCCACGAUUUGAUCUGUAUGGGCUUAUGGCGCAGGAGACGGCGCCUCGUGUUUGUGCACCUGUCUUUAAGCGCAGCACGGGAGGUCAGGUGUGGAGACGCGUUUAAACCUCUUAAGCGGCUGGAAAGCUGCAUUUCAAAGAGACCCUCCUCAUGCGUGUUAAAGGGAAAGUCAGGAAAAAGGGAGCGCGAGAGGACUUCCUUCCACUUCAGUAUUGCUUUAGUUUCAACUACUGAGAAGCGGCCGCGAUAACCAGAUGGAGGUUAUUUUGGCGUCUGGAGCACCGAGUGAUCAUCAUCGCGUUUUGUUUGUCUUCUCCCUACUUUUAAUUUGGCAUCAAAGCGACGCCUUGUAGAUGUGAGGCUCACAGCUGUCAUCAUUUGGGGCUUCUGCGGCGACGCACAGCGCCGCCAUUUUCAGCGUCGGCGGAUA